Molecule: messenger RNA, 2096 nt
Organism: Hipposideros armiger (great roundleaf bat)
Lineage: Eukaryota; Metazoa; Chordata; Mammalia; Chiroptera; Hipposideridae
Gene: AHCY
Product: adenosylhomocysteinase
Exons: 10
Coding region: 82-1296 (404 amino acids)
Biological process (GO): L-methionine cycle
Cellular component (GO): cytosol
Molecular function (GO): adenosylhomocysteinase activity
Source: RefSeq, a predicted model, not a curated record
UUGUUGAGCACCUACUGCUUGCCAGCUGACAUCAGUCUGGCCUCCUGGGGACGCAAGGCCCUGGACAUCGCGGAGAAUGAGAUGCCGGGCCUGAUGCGCAUGCGGGAGAUGUACUCGGCCUCCAAACCACUAAAGGGCGCCCGCAUCGCUGGCUGCCUGCACAUGACCAUUGAGACAGCUGUGCUCAUUGAGACCCUCAUCGCCCUAGGUGCUGAGGUGCAGUGGUCCAGCUGCAACAUCUUCUCCACCCAGGACCAUGCAGCAGCUGCCAUUGCCAAGGCCGGCAUUCCAGUGUACGCCUGGAAGGGCGAAACAGAUGAGGAGUACCUGUGGUGCAUUGAGCAGACACUGUACUUCAAGGAUGGGCCCCUCAACAUGAUUCUGGAUGAUGGUGGCGACCUCACCAACCUCGUCCACACCAAGUACCCACAGCUGCUGUCGGGCAUCCGAGGCAUCUCCGAGGAGACCACAACAGGAGUCCACAACCUAUACAAGAUGAUGGCCAAUGGAGUCCUGAAGGUGCCGGCCAUCAAUGUCAACGAUUCUGUCACCAAGAGCAAGUUUGACAACCUCUAUGGCUGCCGGGAGUCCCUCAUAGAUGGCAUCAAGCGGGCCACAGACGUGAUGAUUGCGGGCAAGGUGGCGGUGGUAGCAGGCUAUGGCGACGUGGGCAAGGGCUGUGCCCAGGCCCUGAGGGGUUUUGGGGCCCGAGUUAUCAUCACCGAGAUUGACCCCAUCAACGCACUGCAGGCCGCCAUGGAGGGCUAUGAGGUGACCACCAUGGACGAGGCCUGUCAAGAGGGCAACAUCUUUGUCACUACCACGGGCUGUAUUGACAUCAUUCUCGGCCGGCACUUUGAGAAGAUGAAGGAUGACGCCAUUGUGUGUAACAUUGGACACUUUGACGUAGAGAUUGAUGUCAAGUGGUUGAAUGAGAACGCUGUGGAGAAGGUGAACAUCAAGCCCCAGGUGGACCGCUACUGGCUGAAGAACGGGCGCCGCAUCAUUGUGCUGGCCGAGGGCCGCCUGGUCAACCUAGGCUGUGCCAUGGGCCACCCCAGCUUCGUGAUGAGCAACUCCUUCACCAACCAGGUGCUGGCACAGAUUGAACUGUGGACCCAUCCGGAUAAGUACCCCAUCGGGGUCCACUUCCUGCCCAAGAAGCUGGACGAAGCAGUAGCUGAAGCCCACCUGAGCAAGCUGAAUGUGAAGCUGACCAAGCUGACCGAGAAGCAGGUCAAGUACUUGGGCAUACCCCGUGAUGGCCCCUUCAAGCCAGAUCACUACCGCUACUGAGAACCAAGCCUGCCCUUUUUUGCCCUCCAGCUGCUGUCCUUGCCCAGGUCCCAUUUCUCCUCCCCUAGAGCAAAUGGUGCCAAUUUUGAGAAUGGUUUGUUAAUGUCCCCCAUCAGCUCCCUAGGGCUGGUCACUCAGUCUUUGGCCUCUGCUGCAUCUCUCAUACUCUUCCAAGGGGAGCAGGGGGGGAUUGAGAAGCCCCCGCCUCAGGCCCUGGUCACAGUGAAGGUACAUGGGAGAUGCCCACAGGGAACCAUGAGCUCGGGGGCCUUGGAACUGCUCGUUCAGUCAUUCCUUCUUUAGGCUGGAAGUUGGCAGUGGUGGUCAGAAGCUCAUGCACUUUACCUUCUAGGUCCUCACCUGGCCUAUGGAUGUUAUACUCAUGUUCUUGGUUUUCAGGUUCACUGGUUGGUUCCUCAGCCCAUGACAGAUGAGAAUGAGCUAUAUCAAUGGGUGGGGAGGAACUGUUGGAGUUUGAAUGCUCAUGAGAUCCUGGCUUAGUGAUGGGCAUUCUCUUAAACCUCAGAAUAAUGAGGUUGGUACUUUCAGUCCCUAUUUUACAGGGGUUAUAGAGUAUACUGUUAGGGGACAGCCAAGAAAGGACAAGUGACAGCCAGAGGUUGAGAGGGGCCAGGGAAUCUUAAAAGCAGGCAUAGAUCUGUCACCACUUUGUAACAUGAUGGUUCCUACCACAACCCUGGGUCAAAAAGAGUUAUUUGGUUUAAAAUGUUUAUAUAAUGCUCAUAGUGUUAAAAGAGAGCAGGAAGGUAGGUAAAUAAAAAUUUUGGUGCCUAAAAGAA